CGCAUUAUUUAUGUUGCAUGUGUGCAGCUCUGCUGAUGAAAUACGCUGCUUAAAAUAAGCAUGUUCGCCCACUGCGCCCUUAAAACCGUGCAGGGGGCGUGGCCCCGAUGCAGAUACACCGGAAUUCGGCCACUGGCCGCCGGUUUCCACGUGAGCGCCCCGCAAAUGGAGCCAAGCAAGCAGACCAAACUUGAGCUAAAGCGUCGCCUGAAGGCCGAGCAAAAGGCCAAGGAGAAGGCUGAGAAGGCGGCCGCUGCGCCGGCUGAAGGUGCUGCUGGCAAGAAGAAGAGCAGCGCUGCAGAGGAGGAGGAGAUCUCGCCGAAUGAAUACUUUAAGCUGCGCUCCGCCGCCGUCCAGGAGCUGAAGCGUUCGCCCGUAACGGAUCCCUAUCCACACAAGUUCCAUGUGAGCAGCUCGCUGGAAGACUUCAUUGCCAAGUACGAGAGCAGCCUCAAGGAGGGCGAGACCCUAGAGAAUGUGAAACUGAGCGUGGCUGGGCGUGUGCAUGCCAUACGCGAGUCGGGCGCCAAGCUCAUCUUCUACGAUCUGCGCGGCGAGGGCGUCAAGGUGCAGGUGAUGGCCAGCGCUAAGUCCUACAAGUCGGAGGCGGAUUUCGAGACCGAUACCUCCAAACUGCGACGUGGCGAUAUCAUCGGCGUGGUCGGACAUCCCGGUAAAACCAAGAAGGGUGAACUGUCUGUGAUGCCCAGCGAGAUCAAGCUGCUAUCGCCCUGUCUACACAUGCUGCCCCAUCUGCAUUUCGGGUUAAAGGAUAAGGAGACGCGCUACCGCCAGCGCUACCUUGAUCUCAUUCUCAACAACAAAGUGCGAGAGAACUUCCAGAUCCGUGCCAAGAUCAUCUCUUACGUGCGCCAGUUCCUGGAUCGUCUGGGUUUCCUGGAGAUUGAGACGCCCAUGAUGAACAUGAUCGCCGGUGGAGCCACUGCCAAGCCCUUCGUGACGCAUCACAAUGACCUGAAGAUGGAUCUGUUCAUGCGCAUUGCUCCCGAACUGUACCACAAGAUGCUGGUGGUGGGUGGACUCGAUCGUGUGUACGAGAUCGGACGGCAGUUCCGCAACGAGGGCAUCGACCUCACCCACAAUCCCGAAUUCACCACGUGCGAGUUCUACAUGGCGUAUGCCGACUACGCCGACAUUAUGGACAUCACCGAGCAGCUGGUCUCGGGAAUGGUGAAGGCGAUCCGUGGCUCCUACAAGAUCAUCUAUCAUCCGGAGGGUCCAGAGGGACCUGAGCAAGAACUUGACUUUACGCCGCCCUUCAAGCGAGUAUCCAUGAUCAAAACGCUGGAAGAGAAGCUGCAGGUGAAGUUCCCCGCGGCCGACACCUUUAAUUCGCCAGAGACGAAUCAGUUUCUGUCCCAGCUGUGCGCCAAGCACCAGGUCGAGUGCCCAGCACCGCGCACCACUGCCCGCCUGCUGGACAAGCUCGUCGGCGAAUUCAUCGAGGAGUUUUGCGUGAAUCCAACAUUCAUCUGUGAGCAUCCGCAGAUCAUGUCGCCGUUGGCCAAGUACCAUCGCAGUAUUCCCGGCCUGACGGAACGCUUCGAACUGUUUGUGGCCAAGAAGGAGAUCUGCAAUGCGUACACCGAGUUGAACGAUCCGGUUGUGCAGCGCGAGCGUUUCGAGCAGCAGGCCAGCGACAAGGCGGCCGGUGAUGACGAGGCCCAGCUGGUCGACGAGAACUUCUGCACGUCCCUGGAGUACGGACUGCCGCCCACCGGAGGUUUUGGCAUGGGCAUCGAUCGCCUGGCCAUGUUCCUCACGGACUCCAACAACAUCAAGGAGGUUCUGCUGUUCCCCGCCAUGAAACCGGAGGAUGCCAAUCGCACGGCAGCGGAAACUGCUCCCGCCGCCCAACAGUAGAUGGCCACCGCCGCUCACUCAACUCAGACCCAAUCCUUGUACGUUACGCUGGUCCCGGACUAGUCCCAGUUGCUAAGUUAUUCAACCAAUAAACAUUUUUUCCAAUAACCAAA
Messenger RNA from Drosophila sechellia, 1997 nucleotides. RefSeq names its product Lysyl-tRNA synthetase (gene LysRS). Gene Ontology annotation, molecular function: ATP binding; tRNA binding; lysine-tRNA ligase activity. Gene Ontology annotation, cellular component: mitochondrion; aminoacyl-tRNA synthetase multienzyme complex; cytoplasm. Gene Ontology annotation, biological process: lysyl-tRNA aminoacylation. NCBI's taxonomy places the organism in Eukaryota, Metazoa, Arthropoda, Insecta, Diptera, Drosophilidae. The coding region runs from base 61 to 1884 and encodes 607 amino acids. The record is from RefSeq and is a predicted model, not a curated record. The transcript is spliced from 4 exons.